Molecule: messenger RNA, 2926 nt
Organism: Prunus mume (Japanese apricot)
Lineage: Eukaryota; Viridiplantae; Streptophyta; Magnoliopsida; Rosales; Rosaceae
Source: RefSeq, a predicted model, not a curated record
ACAACUUUCGUCAACAAUACUCUUUUCCUUUCUCCAAGUGAAUACUCUUUUCCUUUCUCCAAUGGCAGAAGGAGUCCUCUUCAACGUUGCAGAAGGGAUCAUUGGAAGGUUAGGCUCCCUUGUUUUCCAAGAGAUUGCCUUGCUUUGGGGUGUCAAAGAUGACCUCCAAAAGCUGAAGGACAAAGUUGCCCAACUCCAAGCUGUUCUUCUUGAUGCUGAGCAAAAACAAGCCAACAAUAAUCAAGUCAAAGUGUGGCUCCAAAGCGUAGAAGAUGCAGUUUAUGAAGCUGAUGACGUGCUCGAUGAGUUUUAUACUGAAGCUCAGUGGAGACAAAUGGUGCCCGGAAAUAAUAAAGUGUCAAAGCAGGUACGCAGCUUCUUCUCUAGCUCAAACCCGCUUGUUUUUGGGCAGAAAAUUGGUCAUAAGAUAAAAGAUCUUGACAAGAGACUUCAUGAGAUUACCUCGAAUAAAACAUUUGGUCAAUUACAAGUGAACCACGAAGAUGCACGAUUUGUAAUAAGAGAGAGGGUCACCCACUCAUUUGUCCGCGAGGAUAAUAUAAUAGGGAGAGAUGAAGAUAAAACUGAUUUUGAUGCAAAACGUCUUCUUCAUGUAUCUUUCGAUUGUAAUGUUGAUUCGUCGGAAUGGAAAAGACGGACAUCCUUGCUGGAAUCAAAUAAGAUACGGACUUUUCUUUUCCUAAGGCAAUACUAUUGGGUGGAGCCCUUUCAUAAGUCAUUUUGUGCUACAAUUGCUUCAAAUUUUAAGUCAUUGCGUAUGUUGAGUUUGAAUAAAUUGGGAAUUACAAAAUUGCCAAAAUGUCUUAGGAAAAUGAAACAUUUAAGAUAUCUUGAUCUUAGUGAAAAUCUCAUUCAGAGACUUCCAAAUUGGAUAGUCGAACUUCAAAAUUUGGAAACACUAGAUCUCAAAUGGUGUGGCUCUCUUGUGGAAUUGCCUAGAGAUAUCAAGAAAAUGAAAAACUUGAGGCAUCUGAUUUUGCAAUAUUGUGAUAACUUGGCUCCGAUUCCUGGUGGAUUGGGUGAAUUGACUUGUCUUCGUACUUUGAGUAAAUUUGUUUUGAGCAAAAAUAGUUCCAUGUCCAAGGACAGUGCAGGGCUCAGUGAGUUGGGGAAGCUGAAAGAUUUAAGAGGAAAGUUGGAGAUCAGAAAUUUGGGGUACAAGAAAGAUAUGGUGUCAGAAUUGAAUUAUGAUGGUGCAGUUUUGAAGGAGAAACGACAUCUCUAUUCGUUGACUUUACAUUGGAUGGGCAUCGAAAGAGAAAAUAGUGAUGCGGUUGAGGAGGAGAGUGAUGUAAUUAUUAAGUCAAUGGAAGCGCUGCAGCCCCAUUCAAGUCUAAAACAGUUAGUCCUUGAGGGAUACCCGGGUGCGAGGUUUGCGAGUUGGUUUCAUUCUCUCACAAAUAUUGUUGAUCUCAGAUUGUAUGGCUGUGAUAGAUGCCAACAUCUUCCACCGUUGGAUCAUUUACCUUUUCUUAAGCGUCUUGAGCUUUGGGGGUUAAGGAAUUUGGAGCACAUAUCAGCAGAAGACAAGGUUAAGGACUUUGCCGGUGGUGAGAUGAUGAUGAUGUCAGCUGCUUCUCCAUCGACGACCUUCUUUCCCUCCUUAGAGAGUCUUUAUCUAGGUAAUUGCCCUAAUCUCAAGGGAUGGUGGAGGAAUGAAACAGCUUCAGCUUCAGCUUCUUCAUUUCCUUGUCUUUCUUCUUUAGAGAUACAUGAUUGUCCUAACUUAACUUCCAUGCCGCUGUACCCAAAUCUUGAUAGACUGGAGUUAAAGAACAGCAGCUGGAAGGUCCUUCUGAUUUGGAGCGUUGAGGAUAUAGAAGAAAGGAUCGCCAACCUCACAUUACUUCAGGAGUUUAAAAUUUAUAAUUGCCCUAAUUUGGUAUCACUACCAGAAGGGAUCGGCAACCUCACAUUACUCCAGCACCUCGAAAUUAGUGAUUGUCCUAAAUUGGCAUCACUGCCAGAAGGGAUCGGCAACCUCAAAUCACUUUCCAAUCUUCGAAUCCGAUGCUUCCCCAAUCUGGCAUCACUCCCAGAAAGGCUUCGAUGCCUCAUCUCCUUACAGGAUCUGAAAAUUUUUGAUUGCCCGAAAUUGGCUUCACUACCAGAAGGGAUGGGCAACCUCAAAUCACUAAAGUUGCUUUGGAUAUCGGAUUGCCCUAAUUUGGCAUCACUCCCAGAAGGGCUUCGUUGCCUCGCCUCAUUAAAAAGUUUGAACAUUUGGAAAUGUCCCAUGUUAGCACAAAGAUGCCAGAAAGGAACAGGUGAGGACUGGUCCAAGAUUGCUCACAUCCCAGACAUUCGCAUUAAUCUAGAAGCUGCUGAAUUUUACGAUUUUUAAGGGUUGGGUCAGCGGAGAUUGGGUCCCCACUAAAAACUCUUAUGGCUUGAUUGUGAUUGUGCAACAGCAGGUCACCAAGAAAGUGUGAUUAAAAGAAGAAACUGAUUAGGCAUCCUGACUUUGAUCAUAUAAGUGACUCAGUUGUACAUGUGAUGAAUUUAGUGUACCGAGAUGGCUGGGUGGAGAGAGUAGUGCUUUGUCAUCUUGGUAUUGAAGAUGUCAGACAGUGACACUAGAUUCUACUCUCUAUCAAUUGGAAAUUGAGUAUUCCUUUAGUUUGGCAUUACCUUCCAGAAGAGACAGACAACCUCACAUAACUUCGAUGGCUUUCAAUUCAGAGUUCAGCAUCACUGCCCGAAUGGAUUCGCGGCAUCACUGUUUUAAGCCAGUUCGAAAUUAGAUACUAUUCCUUUAUACAGAAAAGCAAAAACAAAGAGGGCAGAUUUUUCGGGUCCCGUGUGAGAAAUGAAGUUCCCUUGAACGGUGUGCAUGAGGAGAAUUGAAGUUCACUUGAACUGUAUUCAUGAGCAUAAAUAAAAUACUGAAACGAACAUGACCUAG